GGCUACGCUCUGUCCUUUUCAGCUCCAUUUAUCUGGUGUCCAAGUUCUCUCCACUAAUUUCCUUACACAUUCAAUGUUCACAUUUCACACGUAUAAUUCCAUGUCUACAUUUCUAUAUAUACAUGGAAUAAUUCGAUCAAAGUGCAAUCCAUUUAUUUGAAAAGACAUGGAAGCCAUUGGAGAUAUCUUGGUGCUCCCAUUUUACGGUCAAGGUCAUCUCUUCCCCUGCAUGGAACUCUGCAAAAAGUUGACAUCUUUCAACUUUAAAGUCACCCUUAUCAUCCCCUCCCACCUCUCCUCCUCCAUUCCACCACAUCUUCGUCAUCAUUCUUUAAUUCAAGUAGUUGAGAUUUCAGCUACAUCAACUCCACCAUUACCACACAAGGCAAUAGAAUUACCAGCUUUGCCACCAAAACAAAAAGGAGGACAUGGUUUCAUGCAUGGGCCCUUUUCGCAUCACCAUCAGCAGUUAGGACAGGGGAUGGAUAUCUUCCUAUCGGAGCGAUGCGAUGGGACAGGUCUGGCCCGACCUAUAUGUGCAGUGGUGGACGUCAUGAUGAGCUGGAGUAAGGAAAUUUUCUUGAAAUAUGACAUACCCUUUAUCUCUUUCUUCACUUCUGGUGCAUGUGCUGCUGCAAUGGAGUUUGCAGCCUGGAAGAGCCAUGCGGAUGAGAUGAAACCAGGUGAGAUUCGGAUUCUUCCCGGGUUGCCUGAAAGUAUGGCUCUGAGUUACUCUGAUGUCAAGCGAAACCGCCAUGGACCAGGUCAUCAUAGUGGUGGUGGUCCAAAUAGACAGAAUGAACCAUCAGGACCACCAGGUGGGGUAGAAGAUGGGCCUCCAAAACCAGGUCAAAAGCCACGAUGGUUGGAUGAGGUAGAGGGUUCUAUUGCGUUGUUGAUCAAUACCUGUCAUGAUCUUGAGGGUCCAUUCAUUGAUUAUGUAGCCAACCAAAUUGAAACGCCAAUAUGGGGUGUAGGCCCGUUGUUGCCAGAAACGUAUUGGAUAUCAACUAGUUCAAUACUACGUGAUCAUGAAGUCAGGUCAAACCGACAGUCCAAUUUUACAGAAGAAGAGGUGAUGCAAUGGUUGAACUCAAAACCUCGGGGAUCAGUGAUUUAUGUGUCCUUUGGUAGUGAAGUUGGACCUAGCUUGGUAGAAUAUGCUCAACUGGCUGAUGCAUUAGAGGCAUCAAACCAUCCUUUUAUUUGGGUUAUUCAGGCCGGUUCAGGUCGACCCGGUCCACCUCCAGGUCUCUUUGGAGACGGUCAACAAGAAGAAGGAUACUACCCACAUGGGUUGGAUGAAAGAAUAGGGAAUAAAGGAUUGAUAAUAAAGGGAUGGGCACCACAGUUGUUGAUUCUAAGUCAUCCUUCAACUGGUGGGUUUCUAUCGCAUUGUGGAUUGAACUCAACAAUGGAAGCAAUAGGACGUGGCGUCCCAAUUUUGGCAUGGCCAAUCAGGGGUGACCAAUUCCAUGAUGCCAAAUUGGUAGCAAAUUACUUGAAAAUGGGACAUAUGAUUUUACUCGGUGAUGACCCCGGAGAGAUGGUGAAGAAAGAUGACAUAGUUCAAGGAAUUGACAAGAUGAUGAAAGAUGAAGGGGUUCAUAAGCAAGCAAUGGCAUUAAGAUCCAUAUUCCAGAGUGGUUAUCCAGAUAGUUCAAUGUGCUCUUUGAAGUCAUUUAUUCAGCUCAUAAGCAAAUAAUGUGGAAAACUACAUGAUUGGACAGCGCUUCCGUUACCAAAUAGAACAGAGAGAAGCCCACAAUAGAUACAGCUGAGUAAAGGGAAAUAUCCGAAUCCCAGUUAUUAGCAUUUUGGUAAUGCAUGAGACUAUUAGUUGGACUUGACGACAGUAUAGAGGUUAGACAAUCUCCGUAAUAAAUGAACAAGUUUGUGAUCCUCCAUACAUGUUUUGUUUCACCUACGUGAUUAUACAAGAUAAGAAGCCUACUAAGUUUGAAAAAAUAAAAAAGAGGCAAGACCAGGAAAAAAGUGUCACAGCGAUCCUUUCAUUUUAUUUUUAUUUUUUGUUUUCCCUCAAGGGGAACUAUUUUCCUUAA
Messenger RNA from Nicotiana attenuata, 2063 nucleotides. RefSeq names its product scopoletin glucosyltransferase-like. Lineage: Eukaryota; Viridiplantae; Streptophyta; Magnoliopsida; Solanales; Solanaceae. The coding region runs from base 167 to 1705 and encodes 512 amino acids. Gene Ontology annotation, molecular function: UDP-glycosyltransferase activity. The transcript has a single exon. The record is from RefSeq and is a predicted model, not a curated record.